CAUCGUCUUCGUCUCUCUUCCCCAACUCCGAACUCACUCUGGUUCUGGUGUCCCUCAGGUUCAAUCCCACAACCCUGAAACCCUCCUUCUUAACGUGGUCCAGCGCCGGAAAGCCAUGCAGUUACGACUGAAGCGUUCGUUGCUCCGCAGGCCCACCAGCUCCUCCUCCUCCUCCCUUCCUCUUCACCACCUCUUCCUCCCUUUCACUUACUUCCUCUUCGUCCCUUCUUAAAAAAUACACACGCCCAGCUUCCAAUCUCAGCCGUCCAUUCCCGUCCAUCAUGAGACCCAAUCAACCUCCAAACUCAAUCCUGGCCGUCCUUUCCCUGGAUCUAUUGAUCCAAAUCGUAGAUCGCCUGCUAGAUCCGUCGGACCGUAAGGCCGUCCGACUCGUUUCCCUCGCGUUUCUCCGUGCGGAGUCCCUGCAGCGGAGAACUCUUAACGUGCUCCAACGUGACGCCUUGGGCUCUCUUCUCAGGCGCUAUGGAUCCAUUGAAAGGCUUGACCUUUUUUCGUGCGCGGGGCUCGAUGACGUCGCCCUCGCGGCGUCCGUGGCUGACGGCGGGGCGCCGAUGCUGAGGCAGAUCCGGCUGCGCCGCGCCAGCGGCGUUGGGUGGCGCGGGUUGGCUGCUAUGGUGGCUGCGUGUCCUAAGCUGGAGACUGUGGACCUCUCGCAUUGCGUUGGCGUUGGGGACCGUGAGGCUGCGGCGUUGGCUGGAUUGCCGGGGCUGAAGGAGUUGAAGCUCGAUAAGUGCUUGAAGGUCACCGAUGUUGGGCUUGCGAAGGUGGCCGUGGGGUGCCCUGGGCUUGAGAGGCUUGGGAUCAAGUGGUGCCUUGAGAUCUCGGAUGUUGGGAUUGAGUUGCUGGUGAAGAAGUGCCGGGAAUUGAAGGAGUUAGAUAUCUCGUAUUUGAAGGUCACUGAUAAAUCCCUUCAAUUCAUUUCCACUCUUGGAAAACUGCAAGUUUUAUCAAUGGUGGGAUGCUAUUUUGUCACUGAUGAAGGUCUGAGAUGUCUAAACAAUGGAAACAACUCGCUGAAGGAGAUCAAUGUUUUGCGCUCUCACAAUAUUACUUCAUCAGGCUUGGUCUCAGUGAUUGAUGGACACAAAUCUCUCCAAAAACUUAAAGCCGGAGAUUGUUUUCUUGAUCUCACACCGCUUUUCUUGUCCAAAUUGGGUGGUUUGACAAAUGGCUUCCGUACGUUGAAACUCGAUGGAUCUCAAGUUUCGGUGACAAGCCUGCAGAUCAUUGGUGCCAACUGCAAGCACUUGACGAAGAUAGGGCUAGGCAAAUGUAAUGGCAUAACCGAUGAAGGUGUCUCUGAGCUUGUAUCUAGCUGUGUUGAUCUAAAUUCAAUUGAUCUGACCUGUUGUCGCGAGCUCACUGAUAACUCCCUUGUCUCAAUAGCAAAUUCUUGUAAUAAACUUGAAACUCUCUUGUUAGAAUCUUGUUCACUGAUCACCGAAAAAGGUAUCAAUCUUAUCGGGGCUUGCUGUGCCAAUCUAGAAAAGAUUGAUCUCACAGAUUGUGAUGUUUCCGACACGGCAUUGAAAGGUUUAUCCAAAUGCUCGGGGUUGAUGUUCUUGAAAUUAGGACUUUGCCAAAAUGUUUCAGAUAUAGGACUCGCUUACAUUGGAUCCGGUUGCGGGGAGCUUCGAGAACUCGAUCUUUAUCGUUGUAUUGCUGUUGGUGAUGAAGGAUUGGCUGCUCUAGUGACUGGCUGCAAGAAGAUCAAGAAGUUGAACGUGUGCUAUUGCACACAGAUAACAGACCAGGGAAUGAAACAUUUAAGCCGAUUGGAAGAGCUAAAAGAGAUUGAAAUAAGAGGCUUGACUCAAGUUACAAGUUUAGGGAUCACUGCUAUUGCUAUUGGAUGCCGGAGUCUGGCAAAACUAGACAUGAAGCACUGUGACUCUGUCGAUGACGUGGGUUUUUUGGCUCUUACUCAACACUCUGAAUUCCUCAGACAGAUGAAUAUAUCAGACUGCCGGAUUUCUGAUACAGGCCUGAGAAAGCUACUCAGUAGUCUACGGUAUCUGCAAGAUGCCAAACUAGUACAUCUCAAAUACGUAUCGAAGCAAGGGUGGGAAUUUGCGCUGAUGGCCUGCUCAGACAAACUGAAGAAGGUGAAGUUACUAAGUGAACUCCGGCACGUUGUUUCCCCAUUUGUGCUUCGUCUUCUGCAAGCUCGCGGAUGCAGGAUUCGAUGGAUUCAUAAACCGAUGCUGCUGUGAUGAUACCACAAGCCUCGAAAAUCAAGCACAAUGUUUUACUGGGAUGAUGACUGAACCUCAAUGAGAUUCCGAGUUGCAAUCCUGCAGAUGCAGCAUUCGAUACGUCGAGAUAUAAACUUCGGUGUUACCAUGAGACUUGAAAAAUGUACAGGUUUCUAUUGAGACUAAAGCAAUUGUGUAUGUUAUAAUUCUUGUGAAGUAGAGGUAUGUUUGCAAGCUUGCAAAAACAGGAUUUUAUUCAUCUCCUAGACGUGGGCUUUUGUGCAUUAAGAUUGUGUAUGAUUUUUUUA
Dioscorea cayenensis subsp. rotundata (Guinea yam) is the source of this 2524-nucleotide messenger RNA. Its product is annotated as F-box/LRR-repeat protein 3-like. The record is from RefSeq and is a predicted model, not a curated record. Gene Ontology annotation, biological process: SCF-dependent proteasomal ubiquitin-dependent protein catabolic process. Gene Ontology annotation, cellular component: SCF ubiquitin ligase complex. Gene Ontology annotation, molecular function: protein binding. NCBI's taxonomy places the organism in Eukaryota, Viridiplantae, Streptophyta, Magnoliopsida, Dioscoreales, Dioscoreaceae.